Messenger RNA from Neltuma alba, 2013 nucleotides. Its product is annotated as pentatricopeptide repeat-containing protein At4g20090-like. The record is from RefSeq and is a predicted model, not a curated record. The transcript has a single exon. Lineage: Eukaryota; Viridiplantae; Streptophyta; Magnoliopsida; Fabales; Fabaceae. Bases 63 to 2012 code for a protein of 649 amino acids. Gene Ontology annotation, molecular function: protein binding.
UCUCAGGUCAAGCUUCGCGGGGGCUCAGCAAACCAUUUUCUCAAGCAAGUCCUCUUUGAUCGAUGCCCAAAUGCCCAAUCCCUCUCUCUAAUCUUCUCAGAAACUCAGUGCUGAGGGGUCUCAGCGUGUGUGUCCAUUCUCCUAUUCAUUCGCUUCCGAGUUGCUCCUCACCUCCUCAUAAUGACGGAGAAGAUGAAAUUGAGCCUUUGCUUCCGGGGGAAAUCUUCAAAUCAGGCACCCAAUCGGGUUCUUACAGAUUGGGCGACUCGACUUUCUAUUCACUCAUUGAAAACUACGCGAUUUCCUGCGAUUUUAGGUCACUGGACAGGGUCUUGAGUCAAAUGAAGCGCGAAAGGAGAGUUUUUGUCGAAAGGAAUUUCAUUGUAAUGUUCAAAGCUUAUGGGAAAGCGCAUUUACCUGAAGAGGCGAUGGGGCUGUUUCAUAGGAUGGAGAAUGAAUUUCGAUGUAGGCAAACUGUAAAAUCUUUCAAUUGUGUCCUUAAUGUCAUUAUUCAAGAGGGUAUGUUUACUCGUGCCUUGGAUUUUUAUUCUGAUGUAAUUGCUACCAAGAGUCUGAAUAUACAUCCAAAUGUACUCACUUUCAACUUAGUUAUCAAGGCCCUGUGUAAGUUGGGUUCAGUUGAUAAGGCUAUUGAAAUGUUCAGAGAAAUGCCACUCAAGAACUGUGCUCCCGAUACAUAUACAUACUGUACACUAAUGGAUGGGUUGUGCAAGGAGAGUAGAAUUGAUGAUGCCAUUUCUUUAUUGGAUGAGAUGCAAAUUGAAGGUUGUUUCCCAAACCCCAUCACAUUCAAUGUGUUGAUUAAUGCUUUGUGCAAGAAGGGUGACUUAGUACGUGCAGCCAAGCUUGUUGAUAACAUGUGUCUUAAAGGCUGUGUCCCAAAUGAGGCCACGUAUAAUGUCCUUGUUCAUGGAUUGUGUCUCAAAGGUAAGUUGAACAAGGCAGUUAGUCUAAUGGGUCAAAUGGUAUCAAAUAAAUGUGUGCCUAAUGAUAUUACUUAUGGAACACUCAUUAACGGGUUUGUUAAGCAAGGCAGAUCUGUUGAUGGAGUUCAUGUAUUAUCCUCAAUGCAAGAAAGAGGUCAUGUAGGGAAUGAGCAUAUUUACUCAUCCCUUAUUAGUGGGCUGUUCAAGGAGGGAAAAUCCGAGCUUGCUAUGCAACUGUGGAGAGAAAUGGAAGGAAAAGGAUGUCAACCAAAUGCUGUUGUGUUUAGUGCUUUAAUAGAUGGUCUUUGCCGAGAGGGGAAGCCAGAUGAUGCAAGGGAAGUUUUAUAUGAGAUGAAGAGUAAAGGAUAUGCACCAAAUUCUUUUACUUAUAGCUCCCUAAUGAAGGGUUAUUUUGAAAAAGGUGAAAGUCAUAAAGCUAUUCUUGUGUGGAAAGAGAUGGAAGACAAUAAUUGUAAUCAUAACAAGGUUUGUUAUAGCAUACUAGUUGAUGGCUUGUGCAAGCAGGGGAAGCUCAUGGAGGCCUUAAUGGUGUGGAAGCAGGCAUUGAGUAGAGGAAUUAAAUUAGAUGUUGUGGCUUACAGCUCAAUGAUUCAUGGUUUUUGCAAAGCUCACUUAGUAGAACAAGGCAUGAAACUUUUCCAACAGAUGCUUUGUCUGGAAUCUGAAUCACAACCCGAUGUGAUUACAUAUAACAUUCUUUUGGAUGCUUUGUGCAUGCAGAACAGCAUCUCCCGUGCUAUAGGUCUUUUAAAUAUUAUGCUAGAUCGGGGUUGUGAUCCUGACUUAAUUACAUGCAAUAUUUUCUUGAGAACUCUGAGAGAGAAAGUGAAUCCGCCUCAAGAUGGGAGAGAGUUUCUCGAUGAGCUUGUAGUCCGGUUAGUUAGGCGACAUAGAAUAAUAGGUGCUUCCAAAAUUAUAGAAUUGAUGCUGCGUAAGUAUUUGCUUCCAAAAGGUUCUACUUGGGCCAUAAUUGUUCAAGAGCUCUGCAAACCCAAGAACAAUCAAAAAGCUAUUAAUGAAUGUUGGAGCAGGCUGUAUUGCUGAU